Molecule: messenger RNA, 4216 nt
Organism: Tachysurus fulvidraco (yellow catfish)
Lineage: Eukaryota; Metazoa; Chordata; Actinopteri; Siluriformes; Bagridae
Product: ornithine decarboxylase-like
Exons: 10
Coding region: 1829-3232 (467 amino acids)
Cellular component (GO): cytoplasm
Molecular function (GO): ornithine decarboxylase activity
Source: RefSeq, a predicted model, not a curated record
GUGACCUAUUGCCCCACUAAAUGUGGCUGGUCAAGUUGACUCUGGAAGUCUUGAGGAGCCACCAUCAGGCAUAUUUGCCUGAAAUUUACCAGGCAAAUAUGUGGAAGAAAACCCAAGUUAUGACACAUUAAACUUUCCAGCUGGGUCAGAUAGAGCCAUGGUCUGCAGGAGAGUUAAUCUAGCUUUUUUUAUUAAUAUGAAUUUUUGUAAGUAAAAGAGGAGAUCUGGAGGGUUCAAUGGCAUAGAGUGUUUGGUGAACUGGGAUGUUUGGAUGCUGUUACAUUGCCACCCUCACAAGUCUCUCGGGUUUGCUACCUGCAAUUUACACAUAAUGUACUUUGUCUUUAACUAUCACAUGACUACAAAGCUAAUAAUCUUUUCUCAUUCUUUUUCUCUCAAUUCCCCUUUCUCACUCUCUAUCUAUCUCUCUCUCUCUGUCUCUGUCAAGCUAUACAUGCCAUUCUCGAGUUCCAGUGUGAGCGCUUCUUCUUUCAGGACCUACCUGAUCCAUGCUGACACCCUACCCCUGGUUAGAGUCUCAUCACUUGGUGGUGCACUCUGCUGGGGGGUUAGGUCUCAUGGACAGCCCGUGACCUAUAGAUCUCUUCAUCAGUGAACAUUUGAAGGCUUUGGAAGAAAGAAAUUAGUGUUUAGUCUAUAAUGACCUUAUAAAGAAAUUAUCCUGACCAAUUAGUUCCUCGGGAGAUCUCGGUUGCACUUUACUACAAACUGUUGUAGAAAGGACAUUAUUUACAUUUACAUUAUUUACUGUCUAGUGUCACCCAAAUGAGGAUGAGUUUCUUUUCUGAGUCUACUUCCUUUCAAGGUUUCUUUCUCAUAUCAUCUCAGGGAGUUUUUCCUUGCCACCUUUACCUCAUUAGAUAUAGACGUUAAAGAUAAACAGUAAUUUAAUUUUAAACUUUACAAUUUUGAUUGGGUACUGUUUCUAUGCUUCUGUAAAGCUGAUUUGAGACAAUGUUGUACACAUUUUGUACACAUGUAAACUCUUCUGAGGUUUGUUGAAUCAAACUAUGUACAGAAUGCAGGGUGGAAUGGAAUCCAGUACUUUCAACAUUCCACAUUAUUAUAACCCGAAACCUGUGCUCUUUUUAAAAGAGUCUUUUAUAAAACAAGAUUUAUAUUGCUAUUUUUUAUCUCUUUAUGCAUUUGCAUUUGUGGACCAUUUAGGCAUGCGCUCAUGUUAACAGUCAUUUAAAUUGUUUGCUUUAGCAAUUUUUUAACUGCAUAAAUGUUGUGAUCUUAGUGGGGCGGAGCUUGAUUUGCACAAAGUUAUAUAUAUUGGAAUUUCGAGCAUAGAUUUCCAUGAGAACUAAAAGUGCAAGCCACCGAAGAGAUCUACAAAGUGUGGAGUGUUGAUUGAUAGCAGGCUUUAAUGUGUCUCACACAGAGGAACUUCCAUCUGGUCGCUCUCCCAGAAAUCCCAGAUCGUUAAAGCAAUAAUGGAUCACCUUUCACAUGAAGCUUGGAGCUCAACCAUGAUCAUUGGGUUUUGGACACCUCUCUUACGAUCUUUCACUCCUGAUUACUCAGUUUGGCUUGGCAGCCAGCACUAGGAGGAGUUCUGGUUGAUCACAUCUUCCAUUUACGAAAUUUGGAGGUACUAUUGAGUAAAGGACCAAUUGUUGGCUUCAAUAAUAAACUUGGAACUUGAUGCAUUCUGCAAGGACUAUGCCAUGGUUGUCUGGAGAACGGACCAUGUCAAAUUAUCACAGGGCAACCCUUUCUUCAGUAGGUCAGAAAUGCAAGGAUAGUGUUAACACUCACAGUACACUGUCUGCAGUUUCAUCUGCCACUGGAGCUGGAUUUUAUGAUCAUGACUUCAUUUGACAACUUUGAAAUAACCUUACUGGAGGAGGGGUUCAGUGCAAUGGAUGUUAUUAAGCAGAAGAUCAAAGAAUCCUCAUCAGGUGACCAGGAUGCUUUCUUUGUGGCAGACCUGGGUGAUGUCCUUAAGAAGCACCGUACAUGGGUACGUUUCUUGCCUCGUGUCACACCUUUCUAUGCCGUAAAAUGCAAUGAUAGCAGGGCUGUUGUAAAGACACUGGCAACACUCGGAGCUGGCUUUGACUGCGCAAGCAAGACUGAGAUCCAGCUUGUGCAGUCUCUGGGAGUGGAGCCCAGUCGGAUCAUUUAUGCCAACCCCUGUAAGCAGGUGUCACAGAUCAAGUAUGCUUUUUCCCAUGGAGUGCAAAUGAUGACCUUUGAUAAUGAAGUGGAGCUAAUGAAGGUUGCUCAGAGCCAUGACAGUGCCAAAUUAGUGCUGCGCAUAGCUACAAAUGACUCUACAGCAAAGUUCAAGCUGAGUGUAAAGUUUGGAGCCACACUGAAAAGCAGCAGGCUGCUUCUGGAGAGGGCAAAGGAGUUAGGGUUGGACAUUAUUGGAGUCAGCUUUCAUGUAGGCAGCGGCUGCACAGACCCAGAGACAUUCACCCAGGCCAUUGCAGAUGCACGCUGUGUCUUUGACAUGGGGGCUGAGUUGGGCUACAAUAUGACCCUACUGGAUAUUGGCGGUGGCUUUCCUGGCUCUGAUGAUUCCAAGCUGAAGUUUGAGGAGAUUACUGCUGUAAUCAACCCUGCACUGGAUAAGUACUUUCCUGCAGACUCUGGAGUGAGGAUAAUUUCUGAGCCUGGACGAUUCUAUGUAGCCUCUGCAUAUACGCUAGCUGUCAAUAUCAUUGCUAAAAAGGUUAACACAAGAAAGCAAUCUGGCUCUGAUGGUAAGACCCUACUUCGUGAUGACAAACAUGGAGACAAUGAGACCGAUGACAGAACUCUAAUGUACUAUGUCAAUGAUGGUAUUUAUGGAUCUUUUAACUGCAUCGUUUUUGAUCAUGCACAUGUGACUCCCAUUGUACACAAGAAAUCCAAACCUGAUGAGCACAUGUACCCAUGCAGUAUUUGGGGUCCUACCUGUGAUGUCGUGGACCUCAUUGUGGAGCUGUGUACCCUGCCUGACCUUCAGGUAGGAGACUGGCUGUGGUUUGAAAACAUGGGUGCUUAUACUGUAGCUGCUUCAUCCACAUUUAAUGGCUUCCAAAAGCCAGACAUCUAUUACGUCAUGUCCAGAUCCGCUUGGCAAUACAUGCAGCUGAUCCAUGCCCAGAGGAUGCCCGCUCUGGUGGAAGAACAAAACCAUGGGAAUAUACCAGGCCACUGUGGCUGUGAAAGCACAAAAUGCAGUACAAAAUAUCUUCUUUGCAAUAAUUUGUAAAAGAAUUAAGGAAACAGUGCUGGUGCCCAAUGAUUUCGAGCACUGUCAAUUGUUUUUACAAUCAAUGGUACAAAUGCCCAGAAUGUAUGUGUGUGCUUUGUUUUUAUUUCCUAAUUCACAUCAUGUAAUAUAUGUGAUAUUAUUAAGACUAUAUUAUCAGUAAUUGCUAAUAAAUUCUCACUUUCUCAAUAUAACUAUCAGUUUGGAUGACCUAAAAUGUAUGUUGUAAAACAGUGUGUCUACAGCUGUAACACUGACAAAAAUAAGCUGUCUGGUAAUAUGAAUUUCCUUUUCAUUCAUUUUAUAAUCCAAUUCUGAAUAACCUCAGAGCAGAGCAACACAAAAUUUUUACUCUGACCACCACAUCUUACAGUAGCUUUCCUGUCCAUGCUUGGUAAAAGCUGUGAAUGCCUUCACUCACUAAAGACGAGGGGACAUAAAUAAAGAAAAUAUAUCAAGUUAUUGUCUAUCAGAUGUUCUUCACCAUGCAAAAAUGCAAUGAGCGUCUUUGUUGCAGUGUGUAAGUACACAAAGUUCAUCAUUUUAUUUCAUUUUUAAUAUGAGUUCAAUCACAGUUUAAUACUCAGGUUUAUUUUCCAGUCAUAACUUUCAUUUUAAAUGCAUACCCAAACAGGUAAUUGAUUAAAAAAAUAAUUUUUGGACAGCUACAGCUGUCUUUUAACCAGCUUCUGGAAUUUUUUUUUUUAAGUAUUUGUCCAUGCCCACUUCUUCUCCCACCUUAGUGCUGAAUGGCUGCCAAUGGAUUUGUUUUCCUUGUAUUUCCUUGUAUUUAUUGAUAAUGUGACUGCUGACAAAGUACGAAUCCUUAAGAGCAUUGGGUCAUAUUAUCUGUCAUACUCAAGCAAAACCUUCAAAAAACCCAUCAGACGGCACUUUACACUGCAGAUGGUCAAUGACCUUAAACUCACAUCAAAAGCAAUCCAAGACUUUUAUUGUUACUACAAAUAAAAAGUGUUGUAAUUA